Molecule: messenger RNA, 909 nt
Organism: Corticium candelabrum
Lineage: Eukaryota; Metazoa; Porifera; Homoscleromorpha; Homosclerophorida; Plakinidae
Exons: 5
Coding region: 23-685 (220 amino acids)
Source: RefSeq, a predicted model, not a curated record
CCAAGGCCUGACUAUUUAUAGAAUGGAGGCGUACCGUGAAGAAGCAAGGCGCAAGCUUCUUCCAGAAGGCUACUCAGGAUAUUGGCAUCUCGGGCAGUUGUUUGUCGGCUGCUUGUUGGUCUGUCUAGUAUGCGGUGCUAGCCUCGAAUCGGUGACGCCAGUGGAAUGGGUAACUGUACCGCUCAUGUUUCUUUUAGGCAAUGGCUACGAAUAUGCUAUUCAUCGAUAUCCUGGUCAUUUUCGGUUUAAGUUUUUCACGUGGUUCUUUAAAAGCCAUACUGGUCUGCAUCAUCGGUUUUACACAUACGAACACAUGCAGCCGUCUGACACUACUGAUUGGUACUUCACUUUAUUUCCCAAUCGUGUUUAUGCUUCCGUUAUUGGGCUGUUUUCUCUUGUCGUCUUUCCUAUUUGUCGAAUCCUUCUGACAGCAAACGCAUUCCAUCUUGCAAUGAUAAUGGCGGCCGUCAACUUGGCUGUCUAUGAACUGUUUCACAGCUUUCAUCAUUGCUCGUUGCCACCACGUCUACAGUACUUUUUAGAUUCUUUGCCUUGUGCAGAGUUGAUUCGUCGUCACCACAGGCUGCAUCAUCAUCCUCGUCUGAUGAUCAAGAAAAACUUCAAUAUUACAUUUCCGAUCUUUGACUGGAUUUGUGGAACUCUAGCAACAAGUCUGCCCAGUUAGUGACUUUAGCGUUUACAUCAUGUACACAAUUACUAUUCAAAGUGUUUGUUCAUUAAUUAAUUAAUUAAUGGUCAAUUGGCUUUUUCUCAAACUUUUACUAAAUUCAUAAUACUGUUGUUUGAUUAGUAGCAACUUGUUGUCUGGUAGUCGAUACAACUAUUUUGUGUAAACAAGUCACGUAGUGUUUCUAUAGAAACGUAGAAUCAAAUAUGUACAUGUUAAUU